UUUUAAACUGACUCACAAGCCCAAGCGCAUGCACGAUAGGCGAUAACGAUUUCAGACCUAACUGUGGGGGGUACUUGCUUUGGCAACAAAAGUAGGACAGGCACAGUGGAUCCAAAUUACCAGCACCAGAAAAUAUAUGACCGUGUCACUGCCACCCUGAGACCACCUUCAAUGCGAAAGAUCCAUUGUUCUCUCUAACACCAAACUGCAUCAAUAUACUGCCAAAGAAUACAAAAAGCACAAUGUAUCUCCGCGCCAUCCACGCGGAAUCCCGCAUCGCCUACCUCCACCAACUCAUCCGCGACAAUCCACUGGGCAUCCUCACCACCGCCAUUAAAUCCCCAUCCUACCCUCUCCUGCAGACCAGCCACAUCCCUUUCGUCCUCGACGUACCGGCCGACACCGACACCAACACCGACACUGACAAUGGCACAACCACAACCACAACCACAAACCUCGGCACCUUGCGCGGCCACAUGGCCAAACAGAACCCGCAAGCCAAAGCCCUAAUGGAAGCGCUCGCGGCCCACCAAACCCAAAGCACCGCGUCCGGCGCCCUCGAGCUCCCCGAUGAAGUCCUCAUCCUCUUCAACGGACCCUACCACCACUACGUCACGCCCAAGUUCUACACCGAAACGAAACCCGCCACCGGGAAGGUGGUGCCCACGUGGAACUACUCGGCCGCGCAGGUGUACGGCAAGAUCCGCGUGUACUGUGAUUCCAAGGCCCCCGAGACCGGGGAGUAUCUGCAACGGCAGGUGGAGGACCUGUCGCGGCAGGCGGAGACACGGAUCAUGGGGUACACGGACCAGCCGUGGGAGGUGCGGGAUGCGCCGGAGAGCUAUGUGGAGUUGCUGAAGAAGAACAUCAUCGGGAUUGAGAUCCGCAUUGAGCGGUUGCAAGGGAAGGUGAAGAUGAGUCAGGAGAUGGGGGAGGGGGAUCGCGAGGGGGUGGUGAGGGGGUUUGAGGCGUUGGGGAGCGAGGUGGGAACGGGGAUUGCAAGGACAGUGCGGGAGAGGGGGGAGAUGAGGGAGAGGGAGAAGAAGGUGCAGAGCGGGGAGGAUUGAUUGUGAUGAUGCUGAUGAUGAUGCUGUUUGACGGGGGGGCGAGAUGGGAGAUUCACGCGCUACUGUCCAUGUGAUUCUUCUCUUCCAUCUGGUCCUGGAGACUGUAGUGCAUCGUGUGCUGAGGAAAUCUAAGACAGACGAGAAGAGAGAUAUCAACCACUGUCCCCUUCC
Molecule: messenger RNA, 1238 nt
Organism: Aspergillus saccharolyticus JOP 1030-1
Lineage: Eukaryota; Fungi; Ascomycota; Eurotiomycetes; Eurotiales; Aspergillaceae
Product: FMN-binding negative transcriptional regulator
Exons: 1
Coding region: 243-1067 (274 amino acids)
Source: RefSeq, a predicted model, not a curated record